Messenger RNA from Megachile rotundata (alfalfa leafcutting bee), 2885 nucleotides. RefSeq lists its product as uncharacterized. NCBI's taxonomy places the organism in Eukaryota, Metazoa, Arthropoda, Insecta, Hymenoptera, Megachilidae. The record is from RefSeq and is a predicted model, not a curated record.
GAUCUAUUAUUUCCUUUAAUUUUUAAAUGAAACUGUAUAGGAAACAGUGACCAAUUUGAGAGAUCGACGAACUGAUCAUCGUAGGUGGCGUUCAAACGCAAUAACGAAUUUGAAACAGCUGAUAGUAUCUAACAACGUAAUUUAAAUCGGGCAUAUAUUUAUGUUCACGUCCGGUAAUUUGAUCGAAGGUUACUGAUAUAUUACUAUUUUUAAAUUUUGCUGCAACAUGUUGUAGACAAUUGUGUUGUAGUAAAUAAAGUGUUGCACUUCUUUUGGUUAAGUGGUGCGAAUUAUUCGUAUUUAUUAAUUUUUUUACAAUGAAUCUUCCAAAUAAAAUUUUAUAGUAACAUCUUUUGGUGUUCAUUGUGACUUAAGAAUUCACGACAUCCAUUUAAAAUUAAGGAAUUGAAAAACCAAUUUCUUUUUUGUUUUAAGAGUUCCUGAGAGUACUAUUCAUAUACACAUGAAAAAUUUGUUUCCUACAUAUUGUUAAGCUAAUAUAUACUGUUAAAAAUGAAUGACUCUUUCCUAGAAGAUUUAGAAUUAGUAUCAGCUGAUGUUAAAACUGUGAAUGCUUAUCCUGUUGAUCGGCAUGUAACAACAAGAACUGCAACGUCUUCCCCAUUACACUCAGCACAGAAUAAAGGGGAAAAUGUGCACCAUAGAAAUGAACCACUUGCUCUUGAGAAGCAACAAUCUGGUAAGGAGUUAAAUGUUAAAGAUUGUAGAAAGUUGUCUGAAUUGGAUACAAGAAAGCAUCAGACAAAGAUAAAAGUGUCUGAAAGGAAGGAAAGACCUGUUGAAGGCAAAUUAAAACCAAUUGAGAACAGAGUAAAAAGUGAUGCUAAAGAACAUGAAGUUAAAGACGAUGUUAAGACAAAGUUGAGGGAAACAAGAGUUAAAAUUUCUGAAAAUAAAAUUGUUGGUAAAGACCGAACUAGGCGUUCUGGUAGUUGUAAAGAAAACAAUCAGAUGCCAGAUGCAUCUGUUAAAGAAAACAAUCGGCCUGAUUAUUCUAAAGAAAGCACUUCUCAAACAGAAGUUACUAAAGAGAAAGGAAAGAGUUAUGAUGCCCCAAAGAGGCCAGAUUUUAAAGAAAGCGAUCCUGUUGCUUUUCUUAAUGCUAUUAAGGACAUAGUAAGUCUCUGCACCAAACAGGAAAGUACAAAAAUUUUAAGAGCAAUGCAAGAAUUACAUUUUAAUUCUCAAGCGAAUCUCAUCAAGCAUUUACUGUCUCAAACAGAAGACAUUGUCAGUGAAAUACAUCCUAGCAAAGAUUCAACCAGAGUACGUAGUUUGAUUGAACAAAAUGAGAGACUACAAGAGGAUAUUGCUAUCUUGCAAAAGCGGAAUGAAGAGUUACAGAAGAAGUUGGAAGAGUUUGAAUUUAUCAAGCAAGAAAAUAUUGCUUUAAAACUGAAAUAUAAAGAAUUGUCCAAACAAUAGCAAAAAUGUAUAUUGCUGUGAUUCUAGGUGCUUAGAAUUUGUUGAUGAACAUGUAUCCAUUCCAUUCCACUGUUACACUUUGAUUAACAUUAAUUAUUAAUAUAUUAUAUGUUUAUGUAUUUAUGAUACACUAACGCGAGGAGAAUAUAAAGAUCUGUAUUUUGUGAAAUUCAGGUUUUAUGUAUACUUUGCAAACUUUAAUGCAUCAUAAAUGUGUAAACAUUCACGAUUUAGUUGUUAACAUUAAGUAUGGAAAUCUAAUACAGUCUUGUAUAAUUUGUAAAAUAUAACGGGUGUUAAAAAUUUACGAAAUUAAACGUAAUUCGAUCACGUAUGUAUCACGCCUAUCGUUAGUCGCGAUAAAAAAUAGCUGUCUCAAUCGUGGGAUUUCCUUGUUCUUGAAAUACAUUUAUUUAUAUCAGGCGACAGCAAACAAACAGUUGAUGGAAAUUAUUUAAUGAAUUUCAAUUGAAAUUACGACGAGAUAAGGCAAUUUACUUGAUUAGAACAAGCUGAUUGUUACUUAAACGUAAGGUUUAAUUAAUUGGAUUAUAAUCAUGUCUCGUUAGAUCUGUCAGAAAUAUGUUGAUAGACGUCUGAAAAGUUCGACGAUCUCUCCGUUAUCGUUGAAAAUGAUACAAGAAUUGCCUUUCCGUUCUUACUUAUUGAUAAUAACUGAUAUCAUAGCGAGAGAUAAUUGUUCACGCGUGUUUUAACUCUACUACGUUUUCACAAUUCAUAUCUAAAGAAAAGCGAUGAUAUAUACGUUAACGUUAAUAAAAUGCUAUAUUUUUUAACUUUUUACCAAUAUGUACUUCUAACUCGUAAAGAGGUUUGAAGAGUUAACAUUUGGAUACAUAUAUUAGUCCUCCUUAAAAUGAGCUUCAUAUAAUAUUUUGUUACGCGUUAAUUUAAGAACGAUAUAUUCAUGGAAUUGAAUGGUAACAACUGGUGUACCUUUUUCUGUAAAAGAAAAAAAAAAUGGCCAAUAAAGCAGUUUAUAUUUAAAAGAGUAACUUACGUCUUCCCCUGAAAAAAAUUAAUCUGGGAAUGAAAAUUACUCGAUGUCCAUUCGAAACAUGAUUUAUAUUUGAAGAUAUCUUUAAAAGGCAUAUCAAGGCGACAUGAUACAAUGUUUCGACGAAAACGCGCAUCGUAUAAUAUAUAUUUACAAACAAUGAUAGUCAUCGUGAAAUCUUCACUUCGGACAUAAAUAAUAUAUAAAAUACGCUCAAGGCUUGACCCAAUCGGCCAUAUUUGCUAUUCGUGAAUGAUAAUGAUGUGUACUAAUGAUUAGAAAAAGGUAUAAAAAGGAACGAAAAAUAUUGCUAACGGCAGUUUUCAGCAAACAUGUUUAUCGGGUACAAAUGCAAUCUGAAAUGGAAUUAUGCUCGAAACGUGCAUGGAUUUCGGUGUGGACGUAAAGUAUAAAUAAAUUA